Molecule: messenger RNA, 1173 nt
Organism: Torulaspora globosa
Lineage: Eukaryota; Fungi; Ascomycota; Saccharomycetes; Saccharomycetales; Saccharomycetaceae
Gene: SFA1
Product: bifunctional alcohol dehydrogenase/S-(hydroxymethyl)glutathione dehydrogenase
Exons: 1
Coding region: 1-1173 (390 amino acids)
Biological process (GO): formaldehyde catabolic process
Cellular component (GO): cytosol
Molecular function (GO): S-(hydroxymethyl)glutathione dehydrogenase [NAD(P)+] activity; zinc ion binding
Source: RefSeq, a predicted model, not a curated record
AUGUCGGGAGCUUCUACCGAAGGAAAGCCUAUUACAUGCGUUGCUGCCGUGGCCUACGAGGCAGGUAAACCGCUAACCGUCGAAGAAAUCAUCGUUGAGCCACCUAAGGCUCAUGAGGUCCGUAUCAGGGUUGAGUAUACUGCCGUAUGCCAUACUGACGCCUACACGUUAUCUGGGGUUGACCCUGAAGGUGCAUUUCCCAGCAUUCUGGGACACGAAGGCGCAGGAGUCGUUGAAUCUGUCGGAGAAGGUGUCACUAAUGUCAAACCUGGGGACCAUGUCAUUGCUCUUUACACUGCCGAAUGUCAGAAAUGCAAAUUCUGUCUCUCCGGUAAGACUAACCUCUGUGGAGCUGUGCGUGCUACUCAAGGGAAGGGUGUUAUGCCCGAUGGAACCUCCAGGUUCAAGAACAAGAAGGGCGAAACGCUGUUCCAUUUUAUGGGGUGCUCGACGUUCUCUCAAUAUACUGUGGUAGCUGAUGUCUCGGUGGUUGCUGUGGAUCCGUCCGCUCCUCUCGAGAGCAUCUGUCUUUUGGGUUGCGGUGUCACUACGGGUUACGGCGCCGCUGUGAAGACUGCAGACGUUCAAGAAGGCGACACAGUGGCAGUUUUUGGCGGUGGCACUGUUGGACUCUCUGUGAUUCAAGGUGCCAAACUUAGAAAAGCGUCCAAGAUAAUCUUGGUUGAUAUUAACGACGAGAAGAAGAAGUAUGCGAAAGAAUUCGGUGCUACCGACUUCAUCAAUGGCAGAACUGAUUUGAAGGAGGGCCAGACUAUAGUCGAGAAAUUGAUUGAAAUGACUGAUGGUGGGCUCGACUACACCUUUGACUGUACUGGUAACACCAAGGUCAUGAGAGAUGCGCUAGAGGCGUGCCACAAAGGAUGGGGCACUUCUAUCAUCAUAGGAGUCGCGGCAGCGGGUGAGGAGAUAUCCACCAGGCCAUUUCAGUUGGUGACAGGUAGGGUCUGGAAGGGCUCCGCAUUUGGUGGUAUCAAGGGAAGAUCAGAAAUGGGUGGACUCAUUGAAGACUACAAGAAAGGCAAAUUAAAAGUUGACGAAUUCAUCACCCAUAGGAAGCCUUUUGCGGAAAUCAAUGAGGCUUUCGAGAAUUUACAUUCUGGUGAGUGCUUGAGGACUGUUCUUGACUUGCAAAACAGUCCAUGUAUCUGCUGA